CUUUUAGAUUUUUUAAUCGGUUUUAUGUUAUAUAUUGCACAUUCAUCUCUUUAUUUUAUUAACUAUUUUAGUUUGUUUAUUUCUUAGUUUUUAAAUUUCGUUGAUUUUUUGCUAAUUCCGGAAUUAUUUUAUCAUUAUAUAUAUUGUAAACUGUUACUUGCUUAUAUAUUCUUCUAGAUUUUUUAAAAUUCACGCCAUCAGAAUUUUUAGUAAAUUUUCUUAUCUUUGUUUUUUAUAUUUUUCACUGGUAUUUUCUUGGGAUUUUGCUUUAUUUAUCCCUAAAAUUUUCUUUAGAUAUUUCUAUCUAUUUUUCCUUUAUCCUUGUCUUAUUUAAAAAAAUAUUUUUAUUUUUCAAAAGAUAAUUUUAACCUAGGUUGUUAUUUUGCAUUUUUGGUUAUGUUUUAUUUUUAAUAACAAUUUUAUUAUAGUUUAUCUAUUUUCUUUUUUUUUGUUCUUUUGUAUGUCUUUUUCUAUUUUUUUUUUAGAAUAUUGUAUUGUAUAUUUUAGAUACUAGUACUUUAUUUUUGUAUUUUUUCUCCUAAUACUCUUAAAUAUGUUUUAUAUUUUCCACUAUUAUAUAUUUUUGGAUGCUUUUGUUUUUGUUUUUUUGUAUUAAUAUUUUGUUUUUGUGCUAGUGUUUUAUUUUUUUAAUUACCAUUUUCGUUUAUUUUUUUAAACUUGUUGAUGCUGUUCUAGUUGUUUUAUAUGUUUGUUUUAAUUUUUUCUUCUUUUAGUACUUUAUUUUUGUUUUUUGUUUUGUGUUUUAAUUGUUAUCAAACUUUUUAAUUUAUUACUAAAUCUUGAAAAUUUUGUUCGUUGUUAGAUACUGUAGUUAAAAAAUUUGCAUUUUCAGAUAAUUGUGUGCAUAAUAUUCGUUUUAUACUUUGUCAACAUAAUCUACAAGCUCCAAGAAACCAUCCCUCAAUGGAAACCGAACGUUGACCCAACUUCAUAUCAUCACAACAUUCGAAAAAUCUCCUUCCGAAUAACAAUAUUUCAACUAUCUUUGAUCCUAGUUUGUUGCUGUGGCACUAUUGUAAAUCUAAUUUCAACCGAACGUGACGGUGAGCUAUACUUUAUGAUUGGAUGGGUGGAAGAAAAUAUCCUCAUAAUGCAACAAAUGUUCAUCUACUGUCUCCGAAUCACAUUCGUGGUGUGUGCGUUGAUUCUGCCUUUUCCAUGUGCUCAGAUUUGCUACAUCUUGCAACAUCAUCGCUUUCAAAUCUACUUUUUGCUACACCACUUGAACCACAUCAAUUCCAACUAUGAGGAUUUUAACGACGAUUAUCUCUAUUGUAACAAGAAUUAUCAAAUUACGAUUCGACAAAGAUUGGUGUUUUGUAUUAAAAGGCACACAGAUUUGUUGAGUUUGGGUCAGCGAAUGACACCGAAUUCAGGGAUUUUUAUUUUUCUGUUUGCCAUCACUGGAGGAUUUGUGAUGAUCAGUAUUUUGUUGUUUGUGACUUCGGUACAAGAUAUGCCUUUAAUUGUGUACAUUCGUUUGUAUUACGUUACGUUCAGUUCGGUUUUUAUUUUGUAUGCUUAUUACAAGGAAGGUCAAGCCAUCGAGAAUGCAUAUGAGGAAAUAAUAGCGGCUUUGAGAAACACAAAUUGGUAUUGUUGGAAUAAUGCUAAUCAGAAAUAUUACUUCAAUAUUUAUACAAUGGCUUCGAAGGCUUCGAAAAUUAAGAUUACCGAAAAUGUUUCAUUCAAUUAUCAAUUAGGAGCGAGUGUUGUCAAAGGAAUCUAUUCCGGGUUUUGCCUCUUGUACCAUAUGAAUAUGUCAAAUAUUUAAAAAUAAUGAAAAACAAUUACAAUUAUAAUAAUUGCAGACAACUACUUAUAAAUUGUUAGUUAUAGAAUAAAUAUCUUAGAAUUUUCUUUGAGCUCAUGAAAUUUUCCAGAUUUUUUUAAUGUUAAUGUUAAGUCGCCGCAUAAAAUAUUAUUUACUAUCUCAUUUUAGAACAACCGAGAUUUAAGUGUUGUUUUAUGUAAAAAAAUUCAUAAAAAAUGUUUACUAAUACUCCAAAAGGAUCUACAUGAUUAUGUAAAAAUUAAAAAUUUUAAUUCUAACGAUGAUUUCUGUGCAGUUAAUCAGAUAUAGUAUAAAACAUUUUUACAGACUCACCCUGUAUUUUUAAAUCGAAAACUUUUUUAGAUAAAAAUUAAUUAAAUAAAAAAAGAAAAAACACUAAAUUGAUUUUGCUUGUGUUGAAAUAAAAAAUUUUUUAAAAACCGACAUAUUUUGAUGAAGUAAGAGUGAAAUUAUUAUUAUUUGUUUGAUUUUUAAACGAGGAACCGUUGAAAAUUAACAAAUUUUGACAAACGAAGAAGAAUGUAAGAAAAACUAGAAUUACGUUUAUUUACAACUUGAAAAAAGAGUGUCUUCUAUGUAAAUUACUUUUUUAUUUUUUAAAAUUUUUGUUUAAGUUCAAAAUUAUACCAAACUGCUAAAUAUGUAUUUUUUCUCUAUUAUUUUUGUGAGAAAAGCCUAUAAUACGUCCUACGUAAAACAAUUAAUACAAUAAAAUAAGUGCAAAACAACUUGGUUUUUGUCCAAAUUAUUUUGAUUUGAGAUUAUUUCAAGCGAGAAGUACUUGAAAAUCUACAUAUUUUGAAGAAGCAAAUUCGAAAAAAGUUAUUUCUGGUAUGUUUUUUAGAUUUUAAUUUAUUGGUCUGUUCAUCUGUUCAUUUUUAUUAAUUAUUUUAGUUUGGUUAGUUUAUAGUUUUUUAAUGUCAUUCUUUUUUUACUAAUUUUGUAAUUAUUUUAUUAUUAUUUAUAUUGUAGAUUGUUAUUUAUUGAUUUUUUAAUCAGUUUUUUGUUAUGCUGUUAUAUAUUACGCGUUUGUCUGUUUCUUUUUAUUCAUCAUAUUUGUUUGUUUAUUUUGUAAUAUCAGAUUUUUUUGUAGAUUUACUAAAUUUUCUCUUAUUACUUAUUUGAUUUUGUUUUAUUUAUUUCAAAAAUUAUUUUUAGAUAGUUGAAAAUCUACAUAAUUUGAAGAAGCAAAUACGAAAAAAGUCAUUUCUAGUAUUUUCUUUAGAAUGUAAUUUAUUUAUUUUUAAAUUUCUUACAUUUUUCUUUCAGUUUUUUAUUACGUAUUACGUGUAUGCGUUUAUCUGUUCAUUUUUAUUAACUAUUUUAGUUUGUUUACUUUAUAGUUUUUUAUUAUCAUUGCUUUUUUGAUAAUUUUUGUAAUUAUUUUAUCAUUAUUUAUAUUGUAGAUUGUUUCUUAUUAAUUUUUUAAUCAGUUUUUUGUUAUGCUGUUAUGUAUGUUUCUUUUUAUUCAUUAUAUUUGUUUGUUUAUAUUUUAGACAUAUAGUUUUAUUGAUUACUUUUUGAUUUUGGAAUUUAUCAUUAUUCAUAUUUUAGAUUUUAUAUUUGCAUUUAUUCUACACUUUUUUUUCUAGAUUCACUAAAUUUCCUCUUUGUACUUAUUUUGUUUUAUUUAUUUUUAAAAUUAUCUUUAGAUAUUUCUUAGAUUUUUCAUAACUACGUUUUUGUUAUGUAUUACUCUUUUAUCGAUUCAUUUUUAUUAACUCUUUUAGAUUUUUUAAUCUUUUAAGUUUGUUGAUUUUUUGCCAGUUUUGGAAUUUAUUAUUACUUAUAAAGUAGAUUUUUAUUUAUAUAU
Tribolium castaneum (red flour beetle) is the source of this 3629-nucleotide messenger RNA. RefSeq lists its product as uncharacterized. Gene Ontology annotation, biological process: detection of chemical stimulus involved in sensory perception of smell; sensory perception of smell. The record is from RefSeq and is a predicted model, not a curated record. The coding region runs from base 1079 to 1795 and encodes 238 amino acids. The transcript is spliced from 4 exons. Lineage: Eukaryota; Metazoa; Arthropoda; Insecta; Coleoptera; Tenebrionidae. Gene Ontology annotation, molecular function: olfactory receptor activity; odorant binding. Gene Ontology annotation, cellular component: plasma membrane.